GUGGAGCAGCUUGGCUGCUUUGUCAUAAACGGAGCGACGUAUUUUCCACCUGUCCUUUACCGGGAGUUAGCGAUCCCUUAACCCCUGCACUGCGCUAGUGCUAAAGAGGAAAUGUCUCUACGCUGCGGGGAUGCAGCCCGCACCCUGGGGCCCCGGGUAUUUGGGAGAUAUUUUUGCCACCCAGUCAGACCGUUAAGUUCCUUGCCAGAUAAAAAAAAGGAACUCUUACAGAAUGGACCAGACCUUCAAGAUUUUGUAUCUGGUGAUCUUGCAGACAGGAGCACCUGGGAUGAAUAUAAAGGAAACCUAAAACGCCAGAAAGGAGAAAGGUUAAGACUACCUCCAUGGCUAAAGACAGAAAUUCCCAUGGGGAAAAAUUACAAUAAACUGAAAAGUACUUUGCGGAAUUUAAAUCUCCAUACAGUAUGUGAGGAAGCUCGAUGUCCCAAUAUUGGAGAGUGUUGGGGAGGUGGAGAAUAUGCCACCGCCACAGCCACAAUCAUGUUGAUGGGUGACACAUGUACAAGAGGUUGCAGAUUUUGUUCUGUUAAGACUGCAAGAAAACCUCCUCCACUGGAUGCCAGUGAGCCCUACAAUACUGCAAAGGCAAUUGCAGAAUGGGGUCUGGAUUAUGUCGUCCUGACAUCUGUAGAUCGAGAUGAUAUGCCUGAUGGGGGAGCUGAACACAUUGCAAAGACUGUAUCAUAUUUAAAGGAAAGGAAUCCAAAAAUCCUUGUGGAAUGUCUUACUCCUGAUUUUCGAGGUGAUCUCAAAGCAAUAGAAAAAGUUGCUCUGUCAGGAUUAGAUGUGUAUGCACAUAAUGUAGAAACAGUCCCGGAAUUACAGAGUAAGGUUCGUGAUCCUCGGGCCAAUUUUGAUCAGUCCCUACGUGUAUUGAAACAUGCCAAGAAGGUUCAGCCCGAUGUUAUUUCUAAAACAUCUAUAAUGUUGGGUUUAGGCGAGAAUGAUGAGCAAGUAUAUGCAACAAUGAAAGCACUUCGUGAGGCAGAUGUAGACUGCUUGACUUUAGGACAAUAUAUGCAGCCAACAAGGCGUCACCUUAAGGUUGAAGAAUAUAUUACUCCUGAAAAAUUCAAAUACUGGGAAAAAGUAGGAAAUGAACUUGGAUUUCAUUAUACUGCAAGUGGCCCUUUGGUGCGUUCUUCAUAUAAAGCAGCUCAUCAAGUUUGAAAACCCAAGAAUUUGAUUCAGCACUGACUGACAGAAUGUGCGGACUUUGAAAACCAGUAAUUGUAAGUGAUUUAGUCUUCAAGCAGCACUGCUGGCAAGCUAAAAAUGCAUGUGAAGGAUAGAACCAUUAUCAGCUUCUAGAAUGGUUAGAGUAACAUCCUUUGAAAGGAAUUUUUCUUUUGCUAAAGAAAAAUUUCUAACAUAAAAGGAAGUAAAUUAUGAACUUUCUGAUGCUUUCUAAAUUACCAGGAAAAGAUCAGAUUCUGGUACAUGAUGAACAUUAGACUAAAAUGAGGGAUUAGGGUCUGGUAAAGUUGGUGCUACUCCCACGACAUUUGGAGGAGGUAUGGAGCAGCAUGGAUUACUUGGCUGGGUUAUGAGCCUUGGGAUUUGCAGAGAUUAUAUGUAGAUACACUCAUCACAGUUCUACUCAUAUGUAAGAUGGCAAAGAGAAGUUAAUCAGACUCAUAAAAUCAGGCCUCUAGUGCUGCACUCUACCAAUAAGCAUUGAGUCAUGCUGUAAGAGUGAUAGACUAAAUGGAACACUAAUGGCCUAAAAAGAGAAUGUGCCCUCUAAGCUGCUAACUUAUUGCAUAGGCACAACUCAGGCGGUGGGGAGAAAGCCCAUUACAAAUGAAGAGCUCUUGCUUCCCUAGAGGGGAAUAAGCUAAAGAAAUUCCAUCAGAUGCGUCUGCUCAACUGCAAUGAGGUCUGUUUUAUAAAUAUCAGAUCCAGCCUAAUAAUGUAGCAAAAUUGCUCUUGGAAAUGAAUUUUGCCAAGAGCAAUACUUUGACAGUGAUGAGGGAGAGAUAGUGCACAUAAAGUAGAAUAAAUGUGCAGACCCAUGUAUACAGUAGGGUCACCCUUUGUAAUAUUGGGUUACUAGAAAGAAUAAUAGUAGGAGACUCUAGUCAUUAUUGCUGGGGAGAAGGGCCAAAGACAUAGGGGAUAUUUAGGUUAGAAAAAUAUUGCCAUUGAGGUUUGAGAAGAGAGAAGUGCCAAUAAAUACAAAAGUCUUCUUUAAAGGGGAAAUACCAAAAAUAUAAUUCUGAAACAGUUGUCUCACUGUUAUUUACUUUAAAUUGAUAUUAAUGUGUUUUCCUUU
Messenger RNA from Symphalangus syndactylus (siamang), 2296 nucleotides. It is a transcript of the gene LIAS, whose product is annotated as lipoic acid synthetase. Gene Ontology annotation, cellular component: mitochondrion. NCBI's taxonomy places the organism in Eukaryota, Metazoa, Chordata, Mammalia, Primates, Hylobatidae. Gene Ontology annotation, biological process: lipoate biosynthetic process. Gene Ontology annotation, molecular function: 4 iron, 4 sulfur cluster binding; lipoate synthase activity. The record is from RefSeq and is a predicted model, not a curated record.